Messenger RNA from Didymodactylos carnosus, 1268 nucleotides. The record is from the annotation of a GenBank genome assembly. Lineage: Eukaryota; Metazoa; Rotifera; Eurotatoria; Philodinida; Philodinidae.
CAAAAAAACGGCCAGUAAACGGUCAAUAAACAGCCAGUAAAUGGUAAGAAAACGUUUAGAAAACGAUCCGUAAACGGUGAAAAAACGAUUUAUUUAAGAUCCUAAAACGUUACGAGUUUUAGGUUCUAAAAACGGUCCGUUUACGGCACGUUAACUUACCGUUAACGACCAGUUAACGGGCCGUUAACGGUGCCGUUUUCUUGGACCUGGGUGGUUCUAAGGUCUAGUAAGUACCUUGAAAUAUUCCCCUCUUCAUGCUACAUCUAGCCUUUGAUUAGUCUAUGAAACUCAGGCAUGGGCCGAUUUCAUCAGAUAAUCGCUCGUAUCCUUUUGUUUUGCAUAGGGAAUGAUCAUUGGAGUCUAAGUAUUUUUCAUCUUCUUAGCAAUAGGUUUGCAAUAUAUCUAAACAUUAUUUAUUUGUUUUAGCACUACAGUGGCGUUUAAUUAUGUCCACUGUGAACAACGAGUGUGAUCAACUGCUUACAUCCAAUGAUUUAAAACAAUGUAGAAUAUGUUUAGACAAUGAUAACCCUAAUGAUAUAAUUAGCCCAUGCUUAUGUAAAGGUGGUUCGGCUUAUGUUCAUAGAAAAUGUUUAAACGACUGGCGAUCGGAAAAUACAGGAGGGAAAGCUUUUAAAAUGUGUGAUAUCUGUCACUUCGAAUAUGUUAUUGAACCAAUUAUUGAUGAUUCAGAAGCUGAUAGAAAAAGGUUAUAUAAGUAUCAUUUUUUACUUAUCCGUGAUUUAACAUUGAUUGCUUUAUUGCUUCAAGCAAUUAUUCUCGUUCUCACAGUUUUAUUAAAGAUCGGUGAUAAAAAUCAUAAUAAUGUUAAAAAUUUAUUUCCAAAUUGGAUGAAUACAUUUGCGAUUUAUUAUUUGAGUGGUUUUAUAUUAUUUUUGGCGCUUUUAGGUGUUGUUGGCUUAAUUGGUCUUUGUUAUGGAAUGAGAAAUACUGGUGGUGGAAGUAGGAGUAGUUCUAGUUCUUCUUCCAGUUCUUCACGAAGUAGAAGUAGUAAAAAUACAAAUGGUGGUGGAUUAUUUGUCAUUAUAGUAGCUAUUGUAUUAAUAUUUGCUUGUAUUGGAAUAUUUGUUGGCAUUAUCUUAGGCGUUAUGAUUUUUAAGAAACUAGUAAAACAUCAUACAAAUAAAUUAUGGUUAAGACAAGAAGCAGAAAAAUAUGUUGUUAAGGAUUUUCAAGGAAGAAGAAAUGAAUUAGAAAAAUAUCUAAACACUAAUAAUCUUUCCAUUCGUUCGCCAACGGUAGAUUAA